This is a messenger RNA of Periophthalmus magnuspinnatus, 1855 nucleotides long. RefSeq names its product deleted in azoospermia-like (gene dazl). The record is from RefSeq and is a predicted model, not a curated record. The transcript is spliced from 10 exons. Lineage: Eukaryota; Metazoa; Chordata; Actinopteri; Gobiiformes; Gobiidae. Gene Ontology annotation, molecular function: RNA binding. The coding region runs from base 107 to 748 and encodes 213 amino acids.
GGGUGUGGUCUUGUGUGUGACGUAGACGUUGUUGGCUCUCUCGCGCCAAACGCGGCAAUCUGCGCCCUGUUCUGUUCUAGUUCAUGUUCUUUUUAUAAUUUUAGUCAUGGAUAUCAACAAGCCCAGAAGCAGCACCCAGACUUCCCCCUCCCUUAGGUUGUCAAAUGGAUACAUUCUGCCUGAAGGCAAACUCACUCCCAAUGCCCUGUUUGUCGGUGGAAUUGAUAUAAAGGGAGAUGAAAAUGAGAUGCGUGACUUUUUUGCGCAGUUUGGGGCUGUUAAAGAGGUCAAAAUAAUCACAUACCGUGGAGGGAUUUGCAAAGGGUACGGCUUUGUGUACUUCAGUGAAGAAGUCAACAUUCAGUCAAUCAUUGAUCAACCAAUCAGUUUUAAAGGCCGCAAACUGAAGCUGGGCCCUGCCAUCAUGAAAGAAAGAAGUGCCAGGUCUCUGCCUCCCCGCUUGUUUGGUCCAGCUCCAUGGAUGAGUCCCACACAGUACUUCUACUGCACAUGCUGCCCACCCAUGGGUGUGUGCCCCUCACCCAUCAUCAGUGGAGGCAGCCCUUACAGUCAGCCGUACUACUCAAGUUUUGGAGGAGUGAUGGUGCCCCCGAUGCCAGUGAACUACACACAGAAUCCUUAUGCAUACCAGUACUCUCCAUCUCACUGGACCCCAGACCAGAGGACUCAACCUGUCAGCCAGAGCUUUAUGGACUGUGGAGUUCAGACCAUGCUGAAUGUUCUUUAAACUACUGACACUCCUCAGGCUACAGAGAUAAAGAGGAGACGUGACACUGAUGCUCUAGAAAGAUGGAAGCAACCAAAUGCUCAGUGUUUAUUUCCUACCUGGUCCAACUCUCCUCGCCACAGCCACUCUGCUUUUAACCCACUUGGAUCAUAGAGACAGCCGGCUCACCUGAUCUAAUUAUCCCUAAGAGAACUUUUAACCCUACACCCUUUUCAGAUGUAUAAGUUUAUUUUAAUAAUUUAUUUUUGAGUUUUAAAUGUUAUUUGGUUGUGGCUCUUUUACUGUCUUCUAUGGCUCUCUGUUUACAUCUAGAGUAACAAUGUAAUCUGCUUAAUUCUGCUCUGAUGCAAAUAGUACAUGUUCAUUUCAGUUCAUUGCCCCAGAUGACAAAAUGUUAUAACAUGUCACCAUUACACCAUAAGGGCACAGUGGUCAUUACAUUAAAUUCUGCCACUAAUGUUUUACAUGUAGUCAGAUUUUGUUAAUGUAGGUUAAGUGAUACCAGUAUUGGUCCCUACAAGUGUUGCAUUACACAUUUUAAUUCAAAUGUUAUCUAUUCUUCUGCUCAGAUCUUCAGUUAAACAUCCAGAGAAUUUUUCUGUGGUAGUUUCUGGUAUUCUAAGCAAAAUCCCGCCGUCAAAUCUUUCAAUAUCAGUCAACUGGGACAUGUAAGACCACAACAAUUUUAACUUAAUUAUAAAAAAUUGGGACACAUGAGUGUAACUGUACUACAUCAGUUUGAGGGGGGUCAUUCACACAGUUUUGGUGAGUUUCUUUGGGAAAAGCAACACUGCACAGAGCUUUUAUAUUUACUGGAAGUGACGUUUUAAUGUAUAUUAUCGUUUAUAUACCUUAUCUUCAUUGAUUUCAUUUUUGAAAUGUCUUUAGACACUGGAGUUUUAAAUCAACACUGUAUUUUGGUGGGAGGUUUGUUUUGUGAGGUAUUGUUACAGCCUUCAUUGUUGACUGCUGCAGACUUGCGUUUGUUUCUGCAUUUGUUUUGUUCAGAGAGCCUUGGGACUGCACUGUUUUGUUCUGGUUUAUUUACAGUGUUCUUGGGGGGUUUCAGUCAUAAUACUUGAAAAUAAAUUGUGAGUAUAUAAUCAU